AUGGAAUACCAUUCGUGGAUUUAUACCAAAGAACAACAGGUGAGAACAAUACCGUUCUGGCUUUUCGAGUUGCGGCGUUACAACACUGUUCCUCGCCAGUACAACAGAAAACAAUUAUCAGAUCAUUUGUUACAAAAACUAAAGGCAAAACAUCCAGGCAUAGAAUUACUAAGCCAUGAUCGUCUGCAAUGCACACUUCAGAUCCUGCAUAAGUUUGACAUCACAACUGAGGAUAUUUGCAGUUACAUUAACAAUGUCCAUGUAUUUACCAUGAACCCUAUUACUAUGGAUAAUUAUGGAGAGAUAUUAAAGGAGUGUGGGUUUAUUACAAUUCACCCUGGACAUAUUAUAAAGUAUCACACACUAGUGAGAAAUCGGACUAUAGCGAGGAUAAAGAAAGAGGGACUUGUAAGAGAAGACUCUAAUUUAGAAGAACUAAUAUUCAGCCAUUUCAAAGAUUGGCCAUCUUGUCACAAAAGAUUAGAGUAUUUCCCAGAUCUCACCACUUGUAUAUUGACCAUUCGCAUGAGUGUCCUACAAAAAUACCUGACAUGGAGACUGUCAGUGACCCCCGAAGAUUUCAACAAAUACUGCCGAAAUUAUUUGCCUCUAAAACACAAACCAAUGUCUGACAUACAGGAAUCAUUGGACAUAGCGUUGAAUGAUAUAAAAUUUGACGUAAGCAGUAUAAAAAGAAACGGAUUCAUUAUUUCUUCGGAUCCAGUGAACACUAAACUUAUUGUAGAAAAUGUUCACACGGUCGCCGGUUAUGAUAUCAGAGAAGCUAUUAAGAUUGAACCGGCUAUUUUGAAGAACAAUUACAAUGCUCUAUUGCAGAUUAGAGAUAUUUUAGAGGAAUACAGAAUACCGUUAGAAGCGCAAAGGAGAUGUUUGAAAGUGUACUGCAUGCGUCCCGACACUGUAAAAGAUCGGCUCGACGAACUUAGGAAUUUAAAGGAAUAUCAAAUUUUAAAAACAAAUCCUAGAGUUCUCUCAAUGGUGGUUCAUAAAAGGAAAAUGAUGAAUAGAUUGGAAAAAAUGCAGGCAGCUAAGAAGCAAUGCUAUAGUCUUAAUCAUCUUGUUUCCUCCAGUAAAGUAUUCAACAAUUACAUAAGUAAUUUCGGCAACAAAGUAUGCGGCAGGGACCUUGCCAUAUUAAUUACAUCGUCUCUUGUGGUAAACAAGAAUCUAGCCGAACAUGAGCUCGUGAAACAAGUGCACGCGCACUUAAAAAGGCACAAAUUUUGGCUGCACUGCGCGUUAAAUGUCAUUGAUGAAAAUAUACAGUAUCUCAAGAACAGUUUUAAUGAUGAUGUUAUAUUGGACAAUUGCUUACUCCUUUUGUAUCCUCUCGCGGAAGUAGAGCAAUAUAUCAACAUAUUCCAGCAAAAGCGAGCUGGCAGAGAAACAGGAAAUAGCGAUACCAAACUAGACUCCAAUUAUAACAACCUGGUACUGGCACAACUCAGUGAUUCACAAAUCUUAAGUUUAGUUCUGUAUGAAAUUGAGAAGAAGUACCACUUCAGUGGAGACGGUAUAUGGGCGCGACAAGAUGGCGUCAGAGUCGACUCUAUAAAUGUCUGAUGUCGUCACUAAAUCAAUUUAAGGAAUCCUAGCG
Messenger RNA from Hyposmocoma kahamanoa, 1618 nucleotides. RefSeq names its product transcription termination factor 5, mitochondrial-like. The record is from RefSeq and is a predicted model, not a curated record. The coding region runs from base 1 to 1584 and encodes 527 amino acids. The transcript is spliced from 8 exons. NCBI's taxonomy places the organism in Eukaryota, Metazoa, Arthropoda, Insecta, Lepidoptera, Cosmopterigidae.